Messenger RNA from Alnus glutinosa, 462 nucleotides. RefSeq lists its product as uncharacterized. Lineage: Eukaryota; Viridiplantae; Streptophyta; Magnoliopsida; Fagales; Betulaceae. The transcript has 2 exons. Bases 1 to 462 code for a protein of 153 amino acids. The record is from RefSeq and is a predicted model, not a curated record. Gene Ontology annotation, molecular function: zinc ion binding.
AUGUCGUACAUAUGUUAUUGUGAUUUACUAGCCCCAUUAAAAACCUCAUGGACUGAGGAAAACCCUGGAAGAAGAUUUUGGGGUUGCGUCACCUACAACUCAAGAGUAAGCAGUUCCAAGCAAUUUCAUACAAAAUCUGCAUGCAAAUUUUUCAAAUGGCUAAACAAACCAACUUGUGCAAGGGGUGUUGAGGUCUUUAAACAGAUUAUGAAGAAGGUUAAUGACCUGAAGGAUGAAAAUGGUACAUUGGUGGCAAAGAUGAAAGACUUGGAGAAUGAAAUAGAAAGUUGCAUGGAAAGGGCUAAGCAAUUGGAGAAGGCAGAUGAUAAACACAAGGAAAUCAUCAAGUGUUUAGAGAAGGAAAAUUGCAUAUAUAGGGCAAGAGAGAAAAUUUUUAUGUAUGCUUUGUUGUUAUCAUGGUUCACAAUGUUGUUAGUUGCUUGUGUUGCACUUCUAAAGUGA